Molecule: messenger RNA, 450 nt
Organism: Neltuma alba
Lineage: Eukaryota; Viridiplantae; Streptophyta; Magnoliopsida; Fabales; Fabaceae
Product: zinc finger A20 and AN1 domain-containing stress-associated protein 9-like
Exons: 1
Coding region: 1-450 (149 amino acids)
Molecular function (GO): zinc ion binding; DNA binding
Source: RefSeq, a predicted model, not a curated record
AUGGAUCCAGAACUCUGCGUUAAUGGCUGUGGCUUCUUCGGCUCUUACGCGAAUCAUAACAUGUGCUCCAAGUGUUACAAGGAUCAUAUUUCCAAGAUCAAUCAAAACAUGAUAAUCAGUGAAUCAAUUAGAAACCUCACCAUAUCGUCUUCUUCUCCAUCUGCUUCUUCAUCUGAUGAACACAAGAAUGAUGAGUCCUCGUCGACCGGCAUGAACUUUGCGGCCGCCGUUUCUAAACCACCUGAUGAAUCUCAAGAGAAAAAGAGAUGCAAGAGUUGCAAUAAAAAGGUCGGGCUAACAGGAUUCAGGUGCCGAUGUGGAGACUUGUUUUGUGGGAAACAUAGAUAUCCACAAGAACAUUCAUGCGCUGCGGAUUAUAAGCGAAGGGGUCGUCGACUCAUCAGAAAACAAAACCCGCUUUGUAGUGCUGAUAAACUAUCAAAAGUUUAG